AUGUCGCAUCACCAGUACCCUCCGCAGGGCGGUUACCCGCCCCAAGGCUACCCUCCCCCUCAGCAGUACGGCGCCCCCGGCUACCCGCCGCCGCCACAGCAGUAUGGUGCCCCUCAAGGCUAUCCGCCGCAACAACAGCAGUUUAGUCCUCCUCCCGGCCAGUACCCGCCUCAGCAGCACGGCUAUGGCGCGCCUCCGCCUGGCCAGUAUGGAGCCCCCCCGCCAGGACCUCCUCCCGGGCAAUAUGGCGCGCCGCCUCCGGGCCAGUAUGGCGCGCCGCCUGUGCAGGCCUACGGCGGCGGCCCGCCCGCGCCUCCUUCGCUAGGAUACUCUAGCCAAAUGCCCUUUGUCGAUACAAGCAUGGAUGCUGAAGCCCUCCGAAAAGCGAUGAAGGGCUUCGGCACCGACGAGAAGGCGGUAAUCCGCGUGCUUUCCAAGAUGGAUCCCGUACAAAUGUACUCGGUCCGCCAAACAUAUAACCAGCGCUUCAUGAGAGACCUGCUGCGUGAUUUGGAAAAGGAGACGAGCGGCGACUUCAGAGAGGCGCUCCUAGCCUGUGCCCGUGGCCCUCUCCAGCAGGAUGCCCACACUCUGUUCCACGCCAUGAAGGGCGUGGGCACGAAGGAGUCGGACCUGAACGACGUCCUCUGCGGCCGUAGCAAUGCCGACAUCCACGCCAUCAGGGCGGAAUACAGGAAAAUGUUUAACAGGGACUUGGAGGCCGAUCUCAGAGGAGAUCUGUCCGCCGGCACCGAAACCCUCUUCGUGAUGCUUGCGGCCGGCACCCGGCACGAGGAGUCGACCCCGAUCAUCCCUCAAAACAUCGACCAGGCCACAACGGAGCUCCAGAACGCCAUGGGAACCGGCCCGAUCGGCUUGAACAAGAAUGCCGUUCACGCUUGCCAGGUCCUGUCGCAGCGCUCGGACGGCGAGCUCCGCGCCAUCGCAGACGCGUACCAGCGCCGCUACCACCAGACGCUCACCAAGGCCAUUGAUUCCAAGUUCUCGGGCCAUAUGAAGGAUGCGCUGCAUCUUACCCUUACACGUGCUCUCAACAGGCCGAUGGCGGAGGCCGAGCUGCUCGAGGAUGCCAUGGCGGGCGCUGGUACUCAUGACAGGCACCUCAUCGAUCGCGUCGUGAGGGUCCACUGGGAUCGCGGCUUCAAGGAAGCCGUGAAGCAGGCCUACCGGGCGAGGUAUGGAAAGGAUCUCAGGAAGAGGAUCGAAGGCGAGACAAGGGGUGACUACGAAAGGAUGCUCGUCGCCAUGAUCGAGUAA
This is a messenger RNA of Diplodia corticola, 1278 nucleotides long. Its product is annotated as annexin. Gene Ontology annotation, molecular function: calcium-dependent phospholipid binding; calcium ion binding. The record is from RefSeq and is a predicted model, not a curated record. The coding region runs from base 1 to 1278 and encodes 425 amino acids. NCBI's taxonomy places the organism in Eukaryota, Fungi, Ascomycota, Dothideomycetes, Botryosphaeriales, Botryosphaeriaceae. The transcript has a single exon. Gene Ontology annotation, cellular component: cytoplasm.